AUGACUGCAAUGACGGGACUUUCGACAGCGAAUGAGCAGACAUGCGAGGGGCUGUUGGCAUCUGGUGGAACAGCUAGAACACCGACCCAAGAAGGGUUCCAAGACAAAGAACUCGAGGCUCAUGUUCAUAUGGGCGUCGGAUCUGAGACACUUUCUGCGAGCAGACACGAGCUGCCAGCUGCCUUUGCGACGCGAGAGGAUGAUGGCAUCCCUGGUCAGGCAUGGAACUCAAAAAAGCAAUAUGUGGCGCCCGACAGCCUACUGAUCCUCCCGCUACACGAGGAACGAAACUUCCAGCUCUCCUCUCAACUUGCGGAAAACACGUCAGAAAUCGCCGUUGCACAUCCAACUCCUCAACGAUUGAUCGACUCAAUGACGGACGCAACAGAAUCGGCACCAGCAAAGAAGGAGAAGCUGCCCAGGCUCGACCGGCUACCUCAUGACCCCGCGGCGGCCAAGCCAGACACGGGCGGAGGGGUGGAAAGGACUGAAGCAGCAUCCGGCUUUGAAUCUGCCAACCGCAACGCUUACGAGGCGAAUCAACACCUGGCUCGCGAUGGAUUCCCUGGGCUGAGGUCGCCUUUGACGCAUCCCAAUGGCGUCCCGAUUUUCCCAGAUCUGUCGGCCGAGCAGGAAGUCACAGAAUCGUCGGAAGCCACAACGCAAGCCGAAAGCUCCAUCGUCGCAGAUAGCGACGACAUGGCCUCGAUUUUUGACGGCGCAGAGUCGGAUGGGGGAUACGGAAGCGACAGCGCCACAAACGCCAGCACAUCCGUCACAUCAUCAGUUAGAGAUUACAUGUACGAGAAUGGGCGACGCUAUCACCGCUUCCGAGAAGGGCUAUACAACUUUCCCAACGACGAGGUGGAGCAGGAGCGGGAGGAUAUGAAGCAUGCCAUGGUGAAGCUUCUGUGCAAUCAAAAGCUACACUUUGCGCCCAUCGGCGAAUGGCCGCAGCAAAUCCUGGACAUCGGAACAGGGACAGGCGCAUGGGCCAUUGAGAUGGGCGACCAGUUUGAAAGUGCAACAGUAUUAGGAGUCGAUCUCAGCCCCAUCCAACCGGACUGGGUGCCGCCAAACGUCAAAUUCGAAGUUGACGAUGUGGAAAGUUCGUGGUUGUAUCCGAGGAACCACUUUGAUUAUAUCCAUUCUCGACACACCGUCAUGGCCAUCAAAAAUUGGAGGAGUCUAUUCCACAAGGCAUACGAGCAUCUGAAGCCUGGCGGGUGGAUCGAACUGCAAGAGAUUCAUCACUUCCCGUCAUCGGCGUACAACGCGAUGCCGCCUUCACACCCGGUGGCUCAGUAUUGGAGUUUCGUGACGCAAGGACUGACGAGCCUCGGCAUCGACUUCAAUGCUGCGGCAGGCGAUCGACUGCCCAACAUGAUGCGCGAAGCCGGGUUCGUCAACGUGACGGAGAAGAUUUUCCACGUACCGCUGGGAACGUGGCCGCGGAACAGGGUGCUCAAGACAGUAGGGAUGUACUGGAGGACGAUUCUUCUCGACGGACUCCAGGCCAUCGCUCUCGGACCGCUGACCAGAGGGCUGCUGUGGACACCAGAGCAGAUUGAAAUGUUCCUCGUCAGCGUGCGGCGGGCGUAUCACGAUAAUGCGGCAUUGAUGUACAUGCCCUUGAGAAUCAUGUACGCGCAGAAGCCGGCGUAUGGGGAUUUUCCUCGGUAG
Messenger RNA from Colletotrichum orchidophilum, 1683 nucleotides. RefSeq names its product methyltransferase. The transcript is spliced from 3 exons. Bases 1 to 1683 code for a protein of 560 amino acids. The record is from RefSeq and is a predicted model, not a curated record. Gene Ontology annotation, molecular function: methyltransferase activity. NCBI's taxonomy places the organism in Eukaryota, Fungi, Ascomycota, Sordariomycetes, Glomerellales, Glomerellaceae.